AUCGUGAUCAAAGAUGGAUCAGUUGCAUGUUCUCAUCAUCCUUCUCGUAGGGUCUGUUGCCAGCAGUCAAGCUCAUAUCUCUGGAUCAGAGUUGAAUCUGACAGUGAGACUAGGAGACAACGCCACUCUCUAUUGUGACUGCAAAUGUUCCACUGGAAUAUUUAUAGUGUGGUACAGGAACUGUUCUCAUGUGAACCAGCCAACGCUUGUUAUGAAGACAAGAUACCCAUCUGAACAAUUACAGCUAAGCCAUGAAUACAAAAACGAUCUGAAUCCUUUCCCUCGUUUCCACCUGGUGAAGAAUGAGUCCUCUGAAUCCUAUGACCUGCUGAUCAUGAACAUCAGUGACUCUGAUGAGGGUCUCUACUACUGUGGAACAGAAAAGGCCAACACAAAUAAUGCUAAUCACAAGGACAAAUUUAUACCUACAAAAUAUGGCAAUGUCACAAGAAGGAUUUUAACAUUUGAGUCUAAACAACAUGAGCCUGCUCAAAGCUGUGAUCUGUGCUGGACGCUGCUUUUCUCUCUGUGUCCAGCUUCCGCCGUUCUCUCCUCUCUCCUGUCGUCCAGUCUGGUCUAUCACUUCUGUAGGAGAACAGCUAAAGAACCAAAGGUCCACGAGGAAGGAUCUAAUUCCAGUGAGCGCACAAGAGGAAAUCAGGACGGAGACGUGUGUUACGCUGCCCUGGAGAUCCGACAGCCCACACAGAGACCAAAGAGGAAGAAAACACAGAGUUCUGACUUCAGCACCUAUUCUGACAUCAACACGUGCAGGUCGUAAAGUGUGAUGUUAUGGAACAUAAGAAAUCGUUUGACAGCUUUAAUAGUGGAGUUCUUUACGUUCUAUUGGAGCAAAUCAGUAAACCCACAGCCUCAUCCUCUGUCUGUGGUGGUGAUAUCUGAAGGGUGUGGACUAACAGCAGCGUGAGUCAACAUUUACAUUCAACCUAAUCUGCAUGUCUGUGGACAGGAAGUGACAACACACAGAAUAAACACCUGCACGUGUGAACUAUGAACAAUUUAACACCAUAUAUAAGUAUAUAUGAUUAUGCAAGACGCUGUUGAAACAGAAGUGACACGAGGACACAAAGCAACACGACAACAGACACAUUCCGCAUUUUUGAAGCCUUAUAAUACUGUGCUGAGUCUAUUUCUGUGGAGCAGAUACACUGCAUUGGUUUUCAGGUUGUUUUAUGACAAAU
Platichthys flesus (European flounder) is the source of this 1202-nucleotide messenger RNA. RefSeq lists its product as uncharacterized. The record is from RefSeq and is a predicted model, not a curated record. Gene Ontology annotation, biological process: response to bacterium. Bases 14 to 781 code for a protein of 255 amino acids. The transcript has 5 exons. Lineage: Eukaryota; Metazoa; Chordata; Actinopteri; Pleuronectiformes; Pleuronectidae.